This is a messenger RNA of Plasmodium inui San Antonio 1, 180 nucleotides long. RefSeq lists its product as hypothetical. The transcript has a single exon. Bases 1 to 180 code for a protein of 59 amino acids. Lineage: Eukaryota; Apicomplexa; Aconoidasida; Haemosporida; Plasmodiidae. The record is from RefSeq and is a predicted model, not a curated record.
AUGCUAAAAGAAUUGGAAAAUAUUAUAGUAGGAAAUAAAGUAGUCAAUGGGCCCAAAUUAGAAGUUUUGAAAAAAAUUAUACUGAGCGAUGAACUGAUAGGGAACAGACCAUCGGAUCAGUUGAAAACAUUUCUGUCUGACCUAAUGAGUGAUAAUUCAAAUUUAAAAGAAAAGGUGUGA